AUGAUAUCGGAUAAUCAUAUGACAACAUCCGAAAUGGCAAAGGCUGCCUUGUUGGUAUCUGCAACAAAUGAAUCUAUUCCUACUACAUUGGAUAAGGAGGAUGAUACUAGUACGAGUACAACAUCAACUACGACAACUACAACUAGUAACAACAACAACAACAGUACUUUAAACCAUGAAGAGAUUAAAAGAAAUUUGGACUCGUUGUCAAUAAAUGAAACUACUACAAGUACAACAUCUACAACUACUACUACUGCACCUGUUGUAGUAAAGGAACAACAAUUCUUUUCAGUCAAAUCAUUUGAAUUCAAGGGUAAAAGAAAAUGUAUAGUUACACAGAGAGAGAAUGGACCAUGUCCUCUGAUUGCCAUCAUAAACUUGCUAUCACUCAAUGGUAAAAUUAAUGUACCAGAAGGUGCACCUGUCACUUAUGACACAUUGAUUACUAGAAUUGGAUCAUAUCUAUUAGAAUCUUCUCCAAAUUUUGAAGAUGAAGAAAUGCAAAUAGAUCAUGAAAUUAAAAUGAAUCAUGCUAUUAAUAUAUUACCAUCAUUAAUUAAUGGUUUGAUUUUAGAUAUUAAAUUUACUGGAAUUAGAGAUUUUGAUACAUCGUGUGAUACAAAUAUUUUUGAAGCAUUAAAUGUUGAUUUGGUUCAUGGAUGGUUGGUUGAUCCACAAGAUGUAGAGUUGACAUCAGUGAUUGGACAAAUGACUUAUAACCAAUUGACCGAUAAAUUAUAUAUCAAAGAGAAUGGUGGCGGUGGUGGAAUAAACUCAAGUAACGGAACCAUUAAUAUUGUAAAUAAUAGAAAGAUGGAUAGUGUUGGUGACGGAUCAAUGCCAUUGGGAAUACCAUCAACCUCACCAUCAAUGACAACUUCUACCACCUCUACAACUUCUACUAGCAACACCACCAACAACACCAAUAAUCUCUAUCCAUCAUUUAAAGAUGAGGAAGAGGAUAGUUAUACGAGUGGAUUUUCAAAUACAGAAGAUUUGGCCAAUGACAUUAGAAUUGCACAAUUCCUAAAAGAUACAUCCUCUCAAUUAUCCUACCAUGGUCUAUGUGAGUUACAUACUCAAAUCAAGGACGAAUCGUUGGCUAUCCUAUUCAGAAACAACCAUUUCAGUACUAUAUAUAAAAAUGAAAGUGGUAUAUAUAUCUUGGUCUCUGAUGAAGGUUUUAUCAACGAACCGGUGGUUUGGGAAAAGUUGAGCCAAAUCAAUGGUGACUCUGACUUUUUAUUGUCAGACUUUUCAAUCUAUAAAAAGCUCGAUCCCUAUUCCACCUUUACUUCCAAUCCUACCACCUUUCCACAUCCAAGCGUUCAAACUACUGCUUCUGUUUAUUCUUCACCGACACCACAACUACAACAACAAAAAUCAACUGCUCUUAGUCAAUCAAAUAACAAAAAUAAUCAAGAUUUAAGUCAAAGUAAUAAUAAUAAUAAUAAUCAAAAUAAUAAUGAAAAUAUAAAUAAUAACGUAAAACAACAACACCAAGAAGAUCAAGCUCCACCUCCAAUUAAUCCAGAUUUUAUGACAGAUGAAGAAUAUGCUAGAUAUCUUCUAAGUCAACAAUCAGUUACAACUGAAACAAAAAAUGAUUAUCAACUUGCUUUAGAAUUACAACAUCAAAUCAAUCAAAAACCACAAAAAAAUAAUAAUAAGAAACCAAAAGAAAAAAAAGAAAAGGAUAAAACCAAAGAUUGUUUAAUCCAAUAA
Molecule: messenger RNA, 1725 nt
Organism: Cavenderia fasciculata
Lineage: Eukaryota; Evosea; Eumycetozoa; Acytosteliales; Cavenderiaceae
Gene: fam63B
Product: DUF544 family protein
Exons: 4
Coding region: 1-1725 (574 amino acids)
Biological process (GO): protein K48-linked deubiquitination
Cellular component (GO): cytosol; cell periphery
Molecular function (GO): cysteine-type deubiquitinase activity; cysteine-type carboxypeptidase activity; K48-linked deubiquitinase activity
Source: RefSeq, a predicted model, not a curated record